Durusdinium trenchii is the source of this 1437-nucleotide messenger RNA. The record is from the annotation of a GenBank genome assembly. NCBI's taxonomy places the organism in Eukaryota, Dinophyceae, Suessiales, Symbiodiniaceae.
AUGGCCACCGCAGCUCCGUCUGAGCAGCCGGCAGGGUCCCCAAAGCCAGCUGCGCCUGUUGAGCCGAAUGAGGAGUUAGAUGUGCCAGAUUUGAAACCAUCCUUGGAAAGAGCGAUCCAGCAGUAUGCGAACUACAUGGGUGUAGACCCCAGCACUGUCACCGAGAAAGUUUUGGAGGAAACGGAGGAGGGGGUGGAGGGCUGGGCUACUUAUGGCCAGGAUGCACGGGCACGUGGCCCCAUGGGAAACGCCAUGUACCGUCAGAUGAAAAAACCAUCUGGCGCAGCUGCUGCUGAGACAUACAAGUGGUUGUCUGAAGACUUGAAGAAAAAGUUCAGGCAGACGUGGGCUAUGAAACGCAGUUGGGAUUUCAUCGACAAAAAGAGGAUCCGAAGCGUUGAAAGCAAAACCAAACAAGAAGUGGGCACAUGGAAGAACCAAUUGCAGUUGGAAGUUCAUUUUGGUGGAGCCGGGCUACCAGAAGCCGUUCGCCAAGCAAAUAAUUACAUCAUCAACUGCAAGACCUUUGAGGAUGUCUUCGUCCGGUUCAACACGUGGACUGAUGCUGAGAACUACCUGCUCGUGGAAAAGCUUGUGUCGAAGAUCGAGGUGGAAGCCUUCAAGGAGGUCGCUGAGAUGGUGGACGGCUCAGGGACUUUCCAAACGGAAAGCUUUCGCAUGAAGGCCAUGAGGAAGUUUGCGGUCUACCACAACUUGCAGCUCGAGGAAGUGAACUACGAUGAUGUCGCCAACAGCCCACAAGGACUUCGAGGUUGGGGUGAGAUGAACAUUGCGGUUCCGGGCAUUGCUGGCGAGGGCGGAGGCCAUGCAAGUCCUGUCGAGCCUGCGCCAACUCUCCCGCCUGUGGAUCCUGAAGGCGGCGAAGCUGGCGGUUUGACCAUUCCAAACAAACAGCAGCCUAAGGGCCGCGGAAAGGGGGGACCAAGGAAGAGAGGUGCCGACAAUAAGGACGCACCGGCCCCAAAGAGGAAGGUCAAGAAGGAGCUGACAGCUGAGCAAUCUGCUGAAGCCAGCUCCAAACAAAUCCUUACCCAUCUCCAGUGGAGCCAGCAAAUUAUGCAGAAGGUAGCUGGAGAUGGCGAUGACAUUCCUUCGGAAUACCGUUGGGCAAAGUCGUUCUUGGAAGACUACCGUGAUUGUCUCUCUAGGUUCAAGGAUGCUGUGGCUCCAUGUGGGGAUGGAGGGGAUGACUUGAUCGAGUUUGUGGAUGAGUUGAAGCUCUGCGUCAUCAGCAAGGGUGGGAUGAAGACUUUGAAAAAGGGGUAUGGUGAUCGCUAUGUCUCUAUGCUGUCCCUCUUUGUUGACCGGUGCCAGAAGAUUGCUGCUGAGAUGGAUUCCAUUUCGAACAAGGUUCACAAGAUGUCCCAGGUCUUGGUGGGUGCUCCAAAGCCUGCUAAGCGGGCCAGGAAGAGUUGA